Molecule: messenger RNA, 1102 nt
Organism: Phaeodactylum tricornutum CCAP 1055/1
Lineage: Eukaryota; Bacillariophyta; Bacillariophyceae; Surirellales; Neidiaceae
Exons: 3
Coding region: 1-375 (124 amino acids)
Source: RefSeq, a predicted model, not a curated record
AUGCUUUUGUUCAAAACGCUGGAUGGUAUUCGUCUUCUUUCCGGAGGCUAUCGUCGCAUUUCAAAGCACGUCGUUCGCACAUUUCAUCUUUCCGCUUCAUCUGUAAAGUGGACGGAGAAAUCGCCUUGCGCAAAAACUUACGAAGUCUGCAACAUGAAUAUGUUUUCAAAUAGUGCUGCUCGAGUGUUUGUAGUCAAGGCCAAGCACUCCUUUCUUCGCAAUGCGUCAGUUCGAUGUUUUGCGAGCGUAGGCGACAAGCUUCCUGCGGUUGAACUGCACCACGGCUUCCCUCCCAAGAAGCACAAUCUGGCGGAAUACGCAAAGAACAAAUCAAUUCUGUUGGUGGGUCUUCCAGGAGCCUUUACGCCUACCUGAUCCACAAAGCAAAUCCCUAACUAUCUGGAGAAUCAAGACGCUCUUCGGAAGGCAGGGAUUGACGGUGUCAUCGUCUACUGUGUCAACGAUGCUGCCGUCAUGCAGGCUUGGGCAAAAGAUCAAAAGAUCGGCUUGAGUAUGCUGACGCUAAUGGGAGAUCCGGCAGCUGAGUUGACCAAAGCACUCGAUAUGGAGUUGACGCACCCGGGACCCGUUAGCAAAGGAAUUAUUGGUCGCUGCAAGCGUCACGCCAUCUACGCAGUGAACGGAGAGAUCAAAGCGAUUCGAAUCUCGGAGACCGAAGAUGACCCUGCGGGAGAUUCAGACCCUUCGUCGACGCUGGCCGACUCGAUGCUGAAGGCGAUUGAAGAAAGCAAGUAGUGCUGUUGGAUUCGAAAUCAAAUGAUUGGAAUAGUUGGAAUGACAUCGUUUGCCAUAUAUUUGGUAUGGGAUUGAUACGAAAGCGGCACAGCCACUGCGUCUUGGUGACAAUUGUGUUCGCUACCUGAAGCUAUCAUUUGGUUUUAAAUGUCCAACGCAUGUACAUAAUAGUCGGUGGUCAAACGUCUUUGCUUUCAUGAACGUCAUCCUGCUUUCUCGAAAUUUUGUUACUAGCCAUUCUUAUUCGCCGGAAUGCUUGCGCACCGACGAACACGGUAUUGACACUGAGCAGCUAGUUUGUGAGAAAGAGACGCACUGCUUUCGGCGCGCUACCUAUGAAGCAUGA